GUUUGAUCAUUACAGAAGGUGGGGUUAACUUAUUUUUUCUUUUUUUAUUUCUUUGAACUCUGCAUAUAGCAGAUUAAAUACUUUUAAAGUGCAGCCAUUAAGAGCUCUGUCAUAAAAACAGAACUAAACCAGGUAACCUCCCAGGAUGCCGCUGCGUUGUUGUGCCACCCACAUGUUUCUGUUUUUAUGUGCUCUUUCCUUGUGUGUCGAGUCUGUGAGAGGCGGCACCAGCUUCCUCAGUCCUGCUCAGAAACCACAGCAGGGUCGAAGGCCAUCAUGGGUGGGCAGAAGAGAUGCUGCAGAGCCAGAGAUCUCAGCGAUUAAAGAGGAUGAUCAGUUUAAGGUGAGUGCUCCAUUUGAUCUGUCCGUGUCUCUGAGUGAAGCGGAGUACGAGAAAUACGGCCCUGUGCUGCAGAAGGUUCUGGUGGAUCUUCUUAGCGAUUUCCCACUUGAAUUCUGACAAGCGCUUCCAGUUCUACAAGAUUCAUCUCCUUAAACCAAUAAAGAUGUUUGUAAAUUAAAAAUGACAAAAUUUUCCAACACCAAGAUUUAACAAAAUAAAAGGAUGACAAAAUUAAUUA
This is a messenger RNA of Carassius gibelio (silver crucian carp), 581 nucleotides long. RefSeq names its product ghrelin. Lineage: Eukaryota; Metazoa; Chordata; Actinopteri; Cypriniformes; Cyprinidae. Gene Ontology annotation, molecular function: growth hormone-releasing hormone activity. The coding region runs from base 146 to 460 and encodes 104 amino acids. The record is from RefSeq and is a predicted model, not a curated record. The transcript has 4 exons. Gene Ontology annotation, cellular component: extracellular region.